Loxodonta africana (African savanna elephant) is the source of this 1965-nucleotide messenger RNA. Its product is annotated as natural cytotoxicity triggering receptor 2. Gene Ontology annotation, molecular function: signaling receptor activity. The record is from RefSeq and is a predicted model, not a curated record. Gene Ontology annotation, cellular component: cell surface. Lineage: Eukaryota; Metazoa; Chordata; Mammalia; Proboscidea; Elephantidae.
AUGGCCUGGAAAGCCCCACUCUUACAACUACUGCUGCUACCGCUGUUCUCAGUUCUGGGUGUGGCCCUGACCUGUGCUUCCUCUGCAGGCUUCCCUAAGGUUGAGAAGCUUCAACGCAGGGUGGGGGAGACACUCUCUGUGAGAUGCCAGUACCCGACCGGUAUGAGUGCCUACGAGAGGAAAAGCUUAUGUAAGGAGGUAUCAGCAUAUCAGUGUAUCAGUUUAGUCUCCAGCUCCUAUCCCCAGACAUUGGCCCAGGCCUCUCGAUUUUCAAUCUGGGACAGCCCUAGAGAUGGCUUCUUCACUGUCACCAUGAUCAGUCUGACGGAGGAAGACUCAGGACACUACUGGUGUAGAACCUACCACGCUUCCAGAAAAUCUGUCUCAAGGUCCACAAAGUUCUAUCUGGUGGUGUCUACAGGUGAGCCCCUUCCCUCUUUCUUCUGUGAGUCCAAGUGGGACAGCCCCACAUCCACAAGGGUCUGGCUCAGGGACCACAAUGGAGGCUGCCACCCCAGUCCUGUCCUCCCCUUUCUCCCCACUCCCUCCAGGCAACAAAACUCCACCCUCACCUCCAGCCCUGAAGCCCCCAGUGUCCUGGUCCCUGUGUUGUGUGGACUCCUCGUGGCCAAGAGCCUGAUGCUGGCUGCCCUGUUUGUCCUCAGUGGCCAGGGCAGCCUUCCUCUCUCUCCAGAGGAUGUGGCCACCAACCUGGUGUGUAGUAAGACAUGCUAUAGAAAAACUCAGAUGGAACUUAGGAGCCCAGAAGCUAGGAAAGCCAUCUGUCACUUUAAGCAGAUGGCUGACCUUCUCUGGGCCUCAGUUUCCCCAUAUGUAGAGGGAUAAAUAUUAUACCACACUGUUGUUAGGAUUAAGCUGAACAAUACAAAUGAACAAGCUUCGUAAAUGAUAAAAUUAUGUAUGUUAUUUGUGUAGUUUGUUUCCUUCAAACCCUAAAACUGUCCUGCUGUUUCACAUUUGAUCUCUGGUGAACGAAGUUCUAUAUUUUUCCCUUUGUUUUCUCCAUCACUGACCUUUCUUAUCAUCUGUUUUCUCAUUGUCCCCUGAAAGUCUGGGAGCUCCCUUAGAGGGCAGCAUGCUUCAUGUAAGCCCCGUGAAUAGCCAUCUCGCACCAUCUCCAGUGUUUCAACUCCUGACCCAUAUUACAUCUCUUUUAGGACAUUCCAUCUCUCUCCCAUUGCCUCUCUAUGAAAACCUCUGUCAGUUGGCUGCUUAUAUAAGCAAGUCAUUUAAUCCUAUUGGGUGGUUUUAUGCACCACUAUUUGCAUAGCAAUGGACCAAUCCCUUGCAAGAUUAUGUCCUAGCCAAUCAUCUUUGGCAGAAUUAUAAACCCAAGGCCAGAAAGACCAUAUAUAAAAAGAAACCCAUUGCACUGGAGGUCUAAUCUGGCUUGGGACUGUGGUCAGGAUCCACAUACCCCUCUGACCCUGUCAACUGUUUUCAGCUCCUUCAGUCUUUCUGGGGAAGAGGCCCAGGAAAUGAGAGGCCAUGUUUGCAGAGGGAGAGAGUAGCAUUUGAUUCGACCACAGUUUCCUCCCAGAACUUCUCAACUCCUCUCCCCGCCAUCCCCUACCCCACUUCCACUCCCUGCGUAAGGGGAAGCUAAGAGUACCUCAGAGUUUCCGUAGCUGUGAGAGGCUGAGCUGAGGUCUCUCAGAGCCCAGAGACCCUCCGUGUACCUGAGGGGAGGAGUCUGGGCUCUGCCUCCCCAACCCUCCCCUAUUUCCGUGGAGCCCAUUUCCCCAGGCCUUCCACUCAUGUCCUCCUUCUCAGAGGACCUGAACACAGCACCAUUUUCCAGGGACCACGCCUUAUCAACAUAACAAAGAAAACCUUAUUCCCAAGUGGGAUUACCUUCACAGGUAUACGGGUUAGAAUCCCACCACAUAUUUUGGGGGGACACAAUUCAAUCCAUAACACACAUACAAACUAAAAUUAAAGAAA